Messenger RNA from Catharus ustulatus (Swainson's thrush), 481 nucleotides. RefSeq names its product CART prepropeptide (gene CARTPT). Gene Ontology annotation, biological process: positive regulation of MAPK cascade; adult feeding behavior; G protein-coupled receptor signaling pathway. NCBI's taxonomy places the organism in Eukaryota, Metazoa, Chordata, Aves, Passeriformes, Turdidae. The record is from RefSeq and is a predicted model, not a curated record. Gene Ontology annotation, molecular function: neuropeptide hormone activity. The coding region runs from base 4 to 339 and encodes 111 amino acids. The transcript has 3 exons.
ACCAUGGAGAGCUGCCGGGCGCUGGCGCUGUGCGCCGUGGCGGCCGCGCUGCUGCUGAGCGCCCGUGGGCACGGACCGACCCCGACGCGCCGCGCCCGCGACCUGGGAGCGCCCGGCGGCGGCGGCGCCUCCCGGGAGAAGGAGCUGAUCGAGGCGCUGCAGGAGGUGCUGGAGAAGCUCAAGAGCAAGAGGGGACCGCACUACGAGAAGAAGUUCGGGCAGGUGCCCAUGUGCGACGCCGGGGAGCAGUGCGCCGUGAGGAAGGGGGCUCGCAUCGGGAAGCUCUGCGACUGCCCCCGAGGGACGUCGUGCAAUUCCUUCCUCCUCAAGUGCCUGUAAGCAGAGGCGCCCCGGGACAAGCCGCCGGGAGCGCAGGCACUGACGUCUGGCCGCCUCGACGUGCCGGCGACUUCCCGCAGCUCCUCCGCCCGAGAAACGCAGCGAGAAGCCUCCGCGCCGCCCGUGUAACGCCGUCCGUGAC